UUCAGGUCGGUGUUGCAGCUACAUUUCAAAUUAAUCCAGCAAUUUACUUUGGAGUGGAGUCAUCAUCUAGUGAUUGAAAUCGUGAGGAACAGUUCUUCAUAUUUGGAACACUUGUUCUCCAGGUAAUAAACCAUAAAGUAAAUCUGCCAUCGCUUGUGGGAAGGAGUAAGAAGGAAGUCUUGGCCUUUAUUAAAGAAAGGCUUAAUAGUUGGAAUCAUAAGUUUCUUUCAAGAGCUGGACGUGAGGUCCUUCUAAAAGCCGUGGUGCUGUCUAUGCCCAGCUAUGCUAUGCAGGUAUUCUUAUUUCCUCAAGAGCUUUAUGCGGAGCUGGAAAGGUAAAUGUAUAAAUUUUGGUGGACUGGCUCAUCCGGGCGUGGUAUAAAGUGGAAAGAGUGGGCGGGAAUGUCUUCACCAAAGUCAAAGGGAGGUAUGGGUUUCCGAAAGCUUAAGGAGUUCAAUCUGGCAAUGAUAGGGAAACAAGUGUGGGAUUUUAUGCAAAAUCGAAACAGCUUAGAAGCUUCCGUUUUUCGCGCUAGAUAUUUCUCCAAAAAUUCUUUUUUGGAGGCUAAAGUUGGCCACAACCCUUCUUUUAUUUGGAGAAGUCUUUGGGAGGCUAAAGGGAUGGUUAAAAAGGGAUUUCGUUGGAGGGUGGGUGAUGGGAGUUUGAUUAAGGGUUAGAAAGAUCCAUGGCUACCGAAUUUAGAAAAUAUGAGAGUGGAGUCAGAGGUGGUGCACGGACUGGAAGACAUCACAGUAAAGGGUUUAUUAAGUUUCGAGUCUCCCGAAGGAUUGUUUCUAGCCGGGGGAGCUAUUCACAAGCCCGGAGAAAAUCUCCCUAAGGAGGCUGAAGCACUUUCUAUAAGAGUGUUGGAUGGGAUCACAUUGAUGUUGAACUAGCUAGCAACUAGCUAGGCGCUAUUUCUAUGUCUGAUGGCUGGUUUUAAUUUGAUAAUCCACCAAGUUAUAUUUGUUGUAUUUGAACAAUGAUUUUAUUAAUAAUAGUUGAUUCCGCUUUUA
Messenger RNA from Cuscuta epithymum, 1016 nucleotides. Lineage: Eukaryota; Viridiplantae; Streptophyta; Magnoliopsida; Solanales; Convolvulaceae. The record is from the annotation of a GenBank genome assembly.